AUGAGCACCACCUAUGAAAUUUCAGAAGAGGCAGUUCCCGAUGUUCCUUUAGUAUUCGUCUCAAAUCAAUAUUUGGACGAGCUUACAAGUAAUAUACGCUCACGUCCAAUCCCUUGGGAUGGAUAUCAAAAAGCCACCCUUAUUACGCAAGAAGAACUUGAUCUUUUGAAAAAAGUUGAUAAACAAAGUCUUGAACAAUUAAAAGUGGUGAUGCAAAAGGAUGCAGAAAAAUAUGCAGAUUUAUACACAAAUCUCUUGGAAAAAUUAAGUCGAAUUGAUACAGUUCAAUAUAUAUUGGUACUAGUUAGUGAGAUGUUAUCAGAUGAGGAACAACGUGUCCAAUAUUUCCAUAAAGUUUCUGAAAAGGAUGCUGAACUUCCUUUUCGCAUCUUUCUAAAAUUGUUAAAUACUGAAGACGAAUUCGUAAGUUUAAUGUCCGCCAAAAUCCUUACCUUAUUAAUUGUCUCAGCUCCAAAAUCUCUUCCUUUUGAUCUUGAAGAAUUUUACCGCUGGAUUACUUUGAAACUUAAGAGUAAUAAUCCUAAUGUAUGCGACCUUGCGGUUCAGAUAUUAGAUUCAAUUUUGAGAGUUCCUAGUUAUCGUGCCAUUAAAGAAAAGAUAAUUCGUGUAAUUAUUGGGACAUUUAAAAAUUUGGUUGAUAAAGCUCCAGAAGCUAAUUUGCCUGCAAUGUUAGUUGCAAGAUUAUUAAAUUUUUGUGAGAAUUUAUCGAGUCGAAAAUGGUCUGAUAAUGAGAUUGUUGAAGACAUUGAGUUUUUGAAAGAUCAACUUCAAGAAAAUUUCCAUAGUUUGUCAACUUUUGAUGAAUAUGCAUCAGAAAUUUCUUCUGGUAUGCUUCAAUGGUCGCCACCACACGAAUCCGAUCAAUUUUGGAAACAAAAUGUUACAAAGUUAAAUGAUAAAGAUUAUGAAUUGUUAAGAAUUUUGGCAAGAAUGCUUAGUCAAUCUAGUGAUAAUGUUGUUCUUGCAAUCGCUGCACAUGAUUUGGGACAAUAUGUAAAAUAUUAUCCUAGUGGGAAAAAGUUUUUACAAGAAAUCGGUGCUAAACGAAGAAUAAUGGAACUCAUGACACAUGAUGAUCCAGAAGUUCGUUAUAGAGCAUUGAUAGCGGUUCAAAAAUAUAUGACACAUGCAUGGUAA
This is a messenger RNA of Funneliformis mosseae, 1158 nucleotides long. NCBI's taxonomy places the organism in Eukaryota, Fungi, Glomeromycota, Glomeromycetes, Glomerales, Glomeraceae. The record is from the annotation of a GenBank genome assembly.